This is a messenger RNA of Octopus bimaculoides (California two-spot octopus), 3414 nucleotides long. RefSeq lists its product as uncharacterized. NCBI's taxonomy places the organism in Eukaryota, Metazoa, Mollusca, Cephalopoda, Octopoda, Octopodidae. Gene Ontology annotation, molecular function: protein binding. Gene Ontology annotation, biological process: regulation of gene expression. Gene Ontology annotation, cellular component: nucleus. The record is from RefSeq and is a predicted model, not a curated record.
UGUGCCUUUUUUUUUUGUUUCGUUUCUCUCCCUCCUUCUCAUUCUCUCUACUUCAACUUCUCUCUCUCUCUCUCCUUCUUUCUUUCAACUCCAUUCUCCACACACUCACAACUUUCAGAUGGCUUUAACCAGCACCAAAAACAACCCGCUGUAAAUUCGAUUCGAACAAAUGCACGGAAUUCCCACAAUAUCAUCGGGCACGUGAUUGACACACAACCAAUCGAUGGCGACGACGGGGUGUUCCCCCGUUCGGUCCGCAAUGGCGAGUGAAGAGGAAGCUGAAUUGUGUGUGUCACGUCCGCUCUCCUCCUCUGAAGACUUAUUCCACAUCUAUGACAACUACAUCCGCCAUGUACAACGCAAUAUUCAAGAGCAACAGGAGGAAGGCACUCACUGUUUCUUACUGGUGCAGUGCCACACAGGAACUAAUGCCAAUGUGCAACACACAAAGAAGAAGCAGGUACAACUUGUUGCACAUGCUUGCAUCUUUGACAAUUUCUGCUUCAAAUUUUUUGAUAUUGUCAGCUUUGAUGAGAAGGCAGCAAAAUAUGUUUUAGAUGUGAAAGACUUUGAUGAAGAAACUGUCCUCAUUGCCCUAACAUUCCUCUAUACAGGAGUUGUGAAAUGCUCCAGCAAGCUGCUUCUUGACCUCAAGCGCUUAGCUCGUUAUCUCGGUCUCGAGGAAGUGAUCAGUAUCUGUAAUAAAUUGAUUCGGGAACAGAAGGCUUUUAUCACUGACAAGGAGAAACCAAAAAUUGAUUGUGAUAGAGAGCCCUACAUACAAGAAGUGUCCCCUGAAGCCGUCCUCAGUUCCAAGUCAUUGAGAAAUCUCUCCACACUCAAGUCUGAGCUUCUUCAUAAAGAUUCUCCACUCACAACUUCAAAGAAAACUAAAGAGACAGGAAGGAACAAUAAAUCAAAUUCCUCUUUUGGUGGAGAGGUUUAUCACAAAUACGAAGGAUACAUCAAGCGGUUGUGGGAUGGCUUGUGUCUUCAACAAAGGCAAAAUCGAUUCUGUAACCUAAUUCUUCAGUUUGAAGCUGGUUAUCCCAAUCUCUAUAUUCAUACGACAAUCUUUUCCAUUUUCUGUUCUCAUUUUGCUGAUCUUGCCAAAUUUGAAGAAGUGUCAGGGAAAUAUUAUAUUAAUCUCUGUGGCUAUUCCUAUGACACAACAGUAAUCUUGGUUGGAUUCCUUUAUACAGGAAUCCUGAAAUGUCCCCGCAAACUGGUUUCAGAACUUCAAGAGCUUUCCCAUCAUCUGGGGGUCAAAGAAAUCAGUAUCGUCUGUGAAGACUAUCUAAAAUCAUCAGAAUUAUUAUCAUCACACUCAUUUUCUUUCCCAUCUUCAGUUCCAUUACCAAAUUCAUCUUCAAAGAACUCAGAAGCCGAAGCACCAAGCAAGGCUAAAGUUGCAAAGAUUUCAACACAAAAUUCCUCCAAUUAUAACAACAAUUCGUCUCUCUCUCUUUCCGAUUAUAUCAACAACUAUCUUUGGGUAAUCAUGGGACUGCACCAGGAGAAUGUUGUAUCAUCUUCAUCGUCACCAAGUCUAGAUUGCAACUCUGCUUUCUCUGCAGACUCCAAUAAUUCUGGAUCUGCUUCCAGUGUUAGUAAUCUAUCCUUUGCAACAGAGUCUGGCUCUUCAAACGAAUCGAGAAAUUACAAAUUCCCAACCCUAAGUAAUUACCUGCAGCAAUCAAGUGUGGAAUAUGGCCAGAAUUCCAAGGUUUUUUCUAUCCUUGCCAAAACAAAGAAACAAGCUGAGACUGUUCUGCAUCCGUUGCCGUCCCUUCAACACCUUUCAAGCAGUAAUGAUUCCAACAGCAGCAGCAACAGCAGUAAAGACAGUGGGAAAAAAAAUUCACUGAUGAAAGUGAAACUAAGGCCGUCAAAAACUGAUGCUUGUCUUCAGGAUCGCAAAAAGAUUUACCGAGAUGUUAUUUAUGUGAAUAAAGAUGGGAGUCAGGUUAAAGGUAAGAAAGUGGCUUGUUACGAAGACUCACUGCCUUUACCAAAGCGCAAAGCUGCCCGUCCACAGAAAGUCCCAAAAAACAGUGUCGAGAUCGAUUUGGAUGAAAUAGGAAUUGUCUCAGCAGACACAUUUGAUGGAGGAUAUCGACGCAAGCGACGAGCUGUACAGUGUCCUAAAUGUCCAAGAUCUUUUGCUGAUGAAAAAGCUCUUUUAAAACACUUAAAUUCGCAUGAACAAGGUGUAAUUCAUAAAUGUCAUGUUUGUGGCAUGAAUUAUGCCCGCUUAUGUGAUUACACUCGCCACAUCCGGGUACAUACAGCAGAGAAUCAGUACACCUGCAGCUACUGCAAUAAAGUCUCUCAGACACAACGUGAUUUCAUAGAACAUAACAAGAGUGAGCACCAGGACAAUCGUCCAUUUAAAUGCGAUGCUUCAGGGUGUACUUUCCAAGCAGCCAAACUGGCCUACCUCACAGACCACCGUCACAUUCACAGUGAUGUGAAAGGUUUCAUCUGUAAUAAAUGUGGCCGUACUUUUUCUCAGGCUGGUGGACUGCACAGCCACAUAAAGAGCUGUUAUCAAAUGCAAGGUUACUUGUGUGAUCUUUGUGGUCAGACUUUCAACCACUUGGGUUCAAUGAAAUCCCACAGACGUAUACACCUCGGUGAGAAACCUCAUGCUUGUUCUGAUUGUGGUGCAAGAUUUAGUGACCACCGAAAUCUGCGACGACACAAGCGAAUCCAUGAAAAUUCCUUCCCAUAUCCAUGUACUCACUGUGACAAACGUUUCCGUCAUUCAAACUCUUUAAAAGCCCAUCUACGUCACCAUGGUGUCAAUGUGGGUGGCACCAGUGUAACUGUCCUUAUACAAGGAAAUGAAUGCAAUUACCUUGACCCUGAAGAAUUCCCUAUGUGUCCCUCACCUGCAAGUUCAGAAUUUCAAGACUUGGCAGAAAUUAAUUAACACCAUUUUGGAAUUGGUGUAUCUGAUGUAGUAAUUGUUUAUUUUGGUGAAAGCUAUUGUUUCUAAAUCUGUGUCGUUUCUAAUGUGAAAAUUGUUGACCCUUUUUCAUCUUCUACAUUUUAUGGUUUGGUUAGCAACAGUGGUCAGUGGCACAGUUACUGGCAGGAAAUAUUUCUGAAGACAGCCAUCAGGAAUGAGAUUCACAUCCAGCUUUCAUCUGAUCUUCAAAUCAGCUUACUACAACAACACAUACUCAUAUACAAAUAUCUAUAUAAACACACACACACACAUGCACACAUGCACACACAAAAACACAAGAUAUGUACACACACAAUUAUAAGAGCAAUUUAAGAAGCUGGUUUUUGAGAGGAGCUUACUUCAAAGAUCUUCAAACCAUUUGGUUCCUGUAAGAAAUGAAAAAAAAGUUAAUUAGAAUUUCUGGGGGGUUUUUUUCCAUCCAUCUUUUCAAGCCUGACCAC